CGGAGAGCAUCAGUUGAAGUCAAUCAAUUGCCCAGCGCAUUCAGCAUCUGAAACCGGAACCACCAAUCCAGAAUCAAUAUGAAAUUCUUCUCAGUCGUCACCGUCUUUGUGCUCGGUCUGCUGGCCCUGGCCAACGCUGUUCCCCUGUCGCCCGAUCCAGGAAAUGUGGUCAUCAACGGCGACUGCAAGUACUGCAAUGUCCACGGUGGAAAGUAAGAAAGUUCUUGGCUAAGGAUCAACACAAGGCCAUAAUCUACCUUCAACCCCAGACUAUAUAUUUAUAAUACCACCUUGUACUAAAAUGAAACUUAGAAUUUAGAACGACAAUGACAACAAUAAAAGAACCCAACUAAGAAAAAA
Messenger RNA from Drosophila takahashii, 360 nucleotides. RefSeq names its product bomanin Short 2-like. NCBI's taxonomy places the organism in Eukaryota, Metazoa, Arthropoda, Insecta, Diptera, Drosophilidae. The record is from RefSeq and is a predicted model, not a curated record. Gene Ontology annotation, biological process: defense response.